CUCGGUCGCUGCGGCUCGGCCCGGCUCGGCCCGGCUCGGCCCGGCUCGGUUCGGUUCGGUUCGGUUCGGUUCGGCUCAGUCCGGUUCGGUUCGGCUCGGCUCGGUUCGUUCCGCAUCGACUCAGGCUCCGGUAACACCCGGGGGGGGGGGGGGGGGGGGGGGGGGGGUGGAGGGAAGCAGGGCAGCAUCCUCCGCGGGGGGCGGGGUUGGGUCGGGUCGGAUCACGUGGUGCGGCGGUACCGGGCCCGGAGCGGCGGGGGGGAACGGAACCGGCCGGUAACACGGUCGGUAACACGGCCGGUAACACGGUCGGUAACACGGCCGGGCUGCGCCGUGAUAACGGGACCGGGGGGGUGACAGCGGGUGAGCCGUGACUGCGGCGGGUCAGGACAUGGCUCGGUGUGAUACCGGGUGUCGGGACACCGCCACGCCGUGACACCGGCACCGGGAGCUCUCCAUGCGCUGACACCGGCGCCGCAGCCGCCCCGUGCCAUGCCGCGGUUCCGCACGCCGUGACCCCCAGGCCCCCCGUCCGGCGGUACCAUGGCGGUGCCGGUCCCGGUCCCGGUCCCGGUGCCGGUCCCGGUGCUGGCGGUGCUGGCGGUGCUGGCGGUGCCGUCCGUCGGGCUCUGCCCCACUCGCUGCGUCUGCGCCUCCAACAUCCUGAGCUGCUCCCAGGCCUCGCUCAGCUCCGUGCCGGCCCCGCUGCCGCGAUUCGCCGCCGUCCUGGACCUGAGCCACAACAACAUCAGCCGGCUCCGGGCCGACUGGGCUCCGGGCCGCCUGCCCCACCUGCACUCGCUGCUGCUGCCCCAUAACGGCCUGGCCUUCGUCUCCACCGAGGCGUUCACGCACGUCCCGCACCUCCGGCACCUGGACCUGUCGUCCAACCGGCUCCGAGCGCUGGACGAGAACCUGUUCAGCGACCUCCCGGAGCUGGAGGUGCUGCUGCUCUACAACAACGAGAUCUCCGCCGUCGAUCGCUCCGCGUUCGACAACCUGGGCCGGCUCCGCAAGCUCUAUUUGGGUCGGAACCACAUCUCUCGUUUCCCUUUGGAGCUGCUCCGUGACGGCAGCCGCCCGGCUCAGCUCUCGCUGCUCGACCUGUCGUCCAACCGGCUCCGUUCCCUGCCGGCCGUCGAGCUGCAGGCGCUGCCCGCCUGGCUCCGCGACCGCCUGUACGUGCACGGCAACCCGCUGGGCUGCGACUGCCCGCUGUUCCAGCUGCUCGCCCGGGGCCGGCACCGGCGGCUGAGCGCGGUGCUGGACUUCCAGGAGGAGCUGCGCUGCCAGCUGCCCGCCGCGCCGGGCCGGGCUCCGGUGCCCAUCCUGGACUUGGGGUCCCGAGAGCUGCUCAACUGCAGCGAGGCCAGAGAAGCCGUGCUGGAGGCGUACCUGGGGGACGGCGUCACGUUGGGCUGCGACAGCCGCGUGCGGGCGGUGCACGGCCGGCACUGGGUGACACCGGGGGGGGACGGGGUGGGCGAGGAGGGGGGUAACGGCAGCGCGGCCGUGUUGGCCGACGGCAGCCUGCAGCUCCGGGCCGUGCGGCCGGAGGACGGAGGGACGUACGCGUGUCGCGUGUGGGGCCCGGCGUUCAACGAGACGCUGUACGUGGAGCUGCUGGUGCACAACUUCACCCUGCACGGCCCCCACGACGGGCUCAACACCGCCUACACCACGCUGGUGGGCUGCAUCCUCAGCGUGGUGCUGGUGCUCAUCUACCUGUACCUCACCCCGUGUCGCUGCUGCUGCCGAAGCGCCGAGAAACCCGCCGCCCCCCCCCGCGACGACAGCCUCAAUUCGUCCGUGCUCAGCGCGACCCCCAACCACAACGUCGGGGAACCUCAGCCCCCCACGAGGCCCCGCAUCGCCGGGCACCGCGCCGCGCCGGGGGGGCAGAACGGGAGGUACAAAGCGGGGGGGAGCCCACCCGUGGCGGCGGUGGUGGGGGGGGCACCGAGGGAGGGACCCCGGGCGCAGAGGAAGGUGUCGGAUCCGGACUCGGUCAGCUCGGUGUUCUCUGACACCCCCAUCGUGGUGUAGGGGGGGUUUGGACACCCCCCCGGCUCUGCAGAGCACGAGGGAUGUGAGGACUGCGGUGGGGAUGCUGUGACGUGGAGCCCCCCCCCCCCGGGGGUCAGGAUGCCGUGGGACCCCCACCGGUGACAGCAUCCGAGCACACGGGGGUCCCUGCUGCGUGGACGCCCCCCCCGCACAGCGCUGCCUCCCGCAUGUUGAUCGUGACGCAUGACCCCCCCCCCCGGGAAGCAUGACCCCCCCGAGGCCACAGCUGCCGCCCACACCAGAGGGGGGGUUGGCUAUGGGGCGCAACCCCUUUCCAAUGAGCCACAGCACCAGCUGAGCCCCCCCCCCUCCUUGGGGCCGUCCUGGGGGGGGCACAGCCGCCCCCCACCGGGGGGGAUCCCAGGGAGGGAAGUGCCCCCGCCCCACACCUGACCCCACAGCUCCCCCCGUGUCUGUGUCCUCAGCUUCAGCCGGCGUCGCGCUGCUGCAUCGCUGACAAUAAAGAACCGAGCGCUCCCCA
Coturnix japonica (Japanese quail) is the source of this 2548-nucleotide messenger RNA. It is a transcript of the gene AMIGO1, whose product is annotated as adhesion molecule with Ig like domain 1. The record is from RefSeq and is a predicted model, not a curated record. Gene Ontology annotation, biological process: brain development. Lineage: Eukaryota; Metazoa; Chordata; Aves; Galliformes; Phasianidae. Gene Ontology annotation, cellular component: membrane. Gene Ontology annotation, molecular function: protein binding.